AUGGCGGAUAAGCAGUUUAUUUCUAUAAUUUUUUUCUGGAAUUCGGGGUUUUAGAGAGAGUAAUUUCGRGAUAAAAGUACUAUGAGUUAUAAAGUAACCAUAUUUAAUCAAACAGGAACUGAUUUUUUCAAUCGAUGGCAAGAUCUUCCAGACAGUUUAUUUCUACAUAUUUUCGAGUAUCUGCGUCCUAGAGAAGUCCUUUCAUCAAGUCAAGUUUGCAAAAAGUGGUACAGAAAUGCAAAAGACGAACUCUUGUGGAAAAAACUCUUUAUAGCUUACUACAUGGGCAUACACUCUUGGACUARAGGMACUAAACUUUURUCUCCCUUAAGUAAUUCAUGGCUUUUGGAGUUCCAGCGACUCUWCUCGCAAACUCCAGUGAUUGAAAGUCAAAUUCUUGACGAGCAUCAAGACGAAGUUUUACAUGUUGCUUUCUCGCAUGAUGGAAGGCUAUUUGCGUCAAGUUCCAAGGAUUGUCAGGCUAUAGUAUGGGAUAUCACAAGUGGUGAAGCRAGGGUGAAGCUAAAGCUGGACUUCAGGGAGCAUAGAUGGGAGUAUGUGCAGUUCUGCGAGUUUUCAAAAGAUGAYACUUUGWUAUUAGUUUCGGGGAUCAAUGAACGACGACGGCUUAAUUUUAUGGGUGAAAUCAUAAUCUGYRCCAUUGAGGGAGGAGAGGAYACGAGGAUCGUUCAAAAUGUGAUCAGUGAGCCCUAUGAUGUAUUUGGUGCGUGGUUGACYAAAACCCAUUACAUCAGCGGAUCCUUUGAGUUUCGUGUCCCGUUUUUCGAUUCAUCRAUAUCAGAAUUAUGGGCCAAUUCCAUAUAUGGGGGUACUCCCAMAAGGCUUUGCAGGGUGAUGAAUGAGAAUGGAAGUUCAGUACGUAAUGUCCUUGUCGCUAAACCAAGAUUCUUGAACAAUGAUGAACUUUUACUUAUCUUUACUCAUGGGAUAGUUACGUAUAUCCCUCAUCAAAUYGUAAUCAAGAAAAUAACAUUUUCGGCAACAAAGGCUCCRAAUCUCAACGUUCUUCCCGAUGACAUCAACAGUGACGAAACUUCACGAAGUCUCUCCGACGACGAAGAGACAGACAUCGGUUUUACGAAACUUGAUCACGUGAUUGAAACUCACGCACAUAUAAUAGGAGUAGGMUUGUCUCCUGACGAGUCCAUGYUGUAUGUGAACUGUCGUCCRUGGGUUAACAGAAGCAGAGAAGAUGCAGCCCGCGUUAGACCACGUCUGAGCCCCGCAGCUCCAGGMCACGAGGAACUUGAGAUCUCAGAUAGUAUUCAUACAAGAGUKUAUAGUUUAGCAACCAUGAAAUUCGUCAAGGAACAUGUUGGACACAAGGCGUUUACUCCAAAUGAUAAAUGCUUUUUUAUCUUCCUGGAUGUCGCUGACUURUUGGUUGCCAGUGGAGCAGAAGACGAAUGUGCCCAUGURUGGGAUCGUCACUUUGCUGUUAAAUUAGCAACAUUGAAAGGUCAYCAAGACGUGGUUAAUUGUGUUGCAUUCAAUCCACGUGAUCCAGAGAUCCUGAUUAGCGCKAGUGAUGACCACACCCUGCGCGUAUGGAAGUCAAGACGAAAAAUCUACAAAUCUUAAUCUACUGGACGACAAAAAGUAUUAAUGAACACUGAUUUUUGUUUAUAAAAAUGGUAAAUUGCUAUCACAACGUCAGGGGCAACAAUUGAGAACAAUCUGAAGAGUCUCUUCGAUAUAUUUCUUACCAUUGAAUACCCAAAUGGUAGAUAACAAUUUGUAGUCUGGGUUAAAGAUGACAUAUUGCUUAYAACYKCUGACAAAAUCUUUACUGAAGCUCGAAAUGCCAUCCAUAGAGUUUCGUC
This is a messenger RNA of Exaiptasia diaphana, 1844 nucleotides long. Its product is annotated as F-box/WD repeat-containing protein 5-like. Gene Ontology annotation, cellular component: Cul4-RING E3 ubiquitin ligase complex; SCF ubiquitin ligase complex. The record is from RefSeq and is a predicted model, not a curated record. Gene Ontology annotation, biological process: protein ubiquitination. The transcript is spliced from 3 exons. Lineage: Eukaryota; Metazoa; Cnidaria; Anthozoa; Actiniaria; Aiptasiidae. Gene Ontology annotation, molecular function: protein binding.